Molecule: messenger RNA, 2794 nt
Organism: Cyprinus carpio (common carp)
Lineage: Eukaryota; Metazoa; Chordata; Actinopteri; Cypriniformes; Cyprinidae
Product: nuclear receptor ROR-alpha B-like
Biological process (GO): regulation of transcription by RNA polymerase II
Cellular component (GO): nucleus
Molecular function (GO): zinc ion binding; RNA polymerase II cis-regulatory region sequence-specific DNA binding; nuclear receptor activity
Source: RefSeq, a predicted model, not a curated record
UUUAUUCAUCACAUUGUAUAUGCCUUUAGUUCAUUUCUAGAUCCUUAGUAAUAUAUAAUGUGCUAAGUAAUAAUAGUGAUGACAAAUCAGCAAAGAAGUCAAUCAUUACAGAUGGUGUGAUAAGGGAGACAGAGCAACCAAUGACCUGUGUGUCACCAUGAAACCCUCUCGUGGAGGAAGAGAAAGUGUUUCAGUUUGCUCUAACACUGUGAAGACUCACCUGCAGACAACUUCCUGCAUACAGUAUAGUAUCAUGAAGACACGUUGCAGAGUAGUGAGAGGUUAGAACUAACACUAACCCUUUAAACCACAUAGUCAACUAAAAACUCACUAACUAAUCACCCAUUGGAUGACAAAGCUGUCAUUCAUGGGUUAAGGGGGCGGGAAGAAAGGGUUUUAGUCCUUAUGUCACGGUCACAUGGAUUCUCAUGCGGUAGAGACGCGAGUCAGAGGGAGGCACAGCAGCGCUCCCAUCAGCCAGCAGCACAACGCUUACGUCCCAGCCUGUAUACGCUCUUGAGGCGAGGCUAUUGACGGUCCUCUGCAUGGCCACAGAGCCUCAGGAUGUACUUAAUGAUCACAGCCAUGAAAGCUCAGAUUGAGAGUAUUCCCUGUAAAAUCUGCGGAGAUAAAUCAUCAGGGAUUCAUUAUGGUGUUAUCACCUGUGAGGGAUGCAAGGGUUUCUUCAGGAGGAGUCAGCAGGGCACUGUGUCUUAUUCAUGUCCUCGGCAGAAGAGCUGUCUGAUCGAUCGUACCAGCAGAAACCGCUGCCAGCACUGUCGCCUGCAGAAAUGCUUAGCAGUGGGCAUGUCAAGAGAUGCUGUGAAGUUCGGCCGGAUGUCUAAGAAGCAGAGGGACAGUCUGUUCGCAGAGGUUCAGAAACACCGUCAACAGCAGCAGGAGGAGAAAGUGAGUGAUGCGACAGAGAAGGGGCGGGAACCUCAACCUCCUGGAGAGGCAGAGCCACUCACGCCCUCUUACGCCCUGUCCACCAAUGGUGCCACAGAACUCCCCAAUGACCUCAGUGGCUACAUGAACGGUCAAACCCCAGAGGAGGGAAAGGCGGAUUCAGCGAUUGGUGGAUUUUACCUGGACAUUCAGCCCUCUCCAGACCAGUCAGGUCUAGACAUGGAUGGCAUUAAACUAGAACCAGUGUGCGACCUCAGCCCGGACUCUGGCUUAGAUCAAUAUUGUUGCUAUAGCAACGGACACUCUUCAACUCCUGACAAUGACCUAGAACAUCUGUCAGAGAACAUCUGCAAGUCUCACAUGGAGACGUGCCAGUAUCUUCGAGAAGAGCUACAGCCCAGCAACUGGCAGACAGUUUUACAGACAGACGUGGACGCGUACCAAAAGAAGUCUCAGGAGGACAUGUGGCAGCUGUGUGCGGUUAAAGUCACUGAAGCUGUGCAGUAUGUGGUUGAGUUUGCCAAGCGCAUUGAUGGAUUCAUGGAGCUGUGUCAGAACGAUCAGAUCGUGCUGCUCAAAGCAGGUUCUUUAGAAGUCGUGUUCGUGAGGAUGUGUCGGGCAUAUAACUCUCAGAACAACACUGUCUUUUUUGACAGCAGAUAUGCUGGGCCGGAAGUCUUCAAAGCAUUGGGUUGUGAUGAACUUAUCAGCUCUGUGUUUGAGUUUGCGAAGAGCCUGACCUCUCUACAGCUCAGUGAAGAUGAGACUGGCCUGUUUUCAGCAUACGUGCUGAUGUCUGCAGAUCGUUCCUGGCUGCAGGAGAAGACCAGAGUGGAGAAACUCCAGCAGAAGAUCAAGAUUGCCCUCCAGAACCUCUUGCAGAACAACCAGAGAGAUGAGGGAAUUCUCGCUAAGCUUGUCUGUAAAGUGUCCACUGUUCGGAUGUUAUGCCGUCACCAUAUGGAGAAACUGAACACAUUCAGAGCUCUUUACCCAGAAACGGUCCACACACGCUUCCCUCCGCUCUAUAAGGAGCUGUUUGGAUCAGAAUUUGAGCAGGUUCUGCCUCAGGAGGCCUGAUAGAGACUUAUCCUAAUACUGCACAGAUUCAGAAAAUAGAGAUGGAGAGAGAGAGAUAAUACUAACAUGCUGACAAGAACUCUAAGCUCACUUCAGCCUCAGUUCACGUACACUUCAUUCUCACAAAGCUCUUCUCAGAGUCCAGCUACACUUUGAACUUGCCCCAUUGGUCGUGCACCAGAAGGCUGGCGGGCUGAAGAAGAGGAAACUUGAGAUGCGCGAGAAGAAAAAAAAACUGGUGAUGUCUUGUAAUAUGCAUCAGAGCGUUCCUCCAUGCCACAGCUUCAUCUUUCAGCCUCCUGUUCUGACUGAAUGAGAUCUCAGUGGAAACGCCCACUGCAUUUGACUGCCCCAGCGGCGCCCUCUACUGGCCAUAGACAGUAAUAGGUGUCUGACUGGGGUAGACGAAGUCAGGAAAUGAACGUCUGGAGCUGAAAUCCCUGUCUUUCCUCUCCGGUGCCACAAUCAACAGCCCACGUUGGUGCUAACAUCCCAGCACUGCCCUUUACUGACCUCUUCCAGUAUACACAAAUUCAGCAGGGACAUCAUUUGGCGAAACCACUGCCCCAGCCGCAGGAGAAGACAGUGGACAAGGCAUGACAUGGGACUCAAACUUUGAGACCUGAAUCACUAUCAUACUGAAACUUUUAGGAUCAAAUGGCACGUUCGGAGGCAGUGAGCUCAAAUACUUGCAUAUAUACUUGUUAUAUGGUUAGUUAAAUCAUGCAAUGUAUGAUGUAUAGAACCUAACGAAAGGUAGCACUUUGUGUUUUUCCCAGCAAUAAACGAUUUCAAUUUAAUUAGU